Messenger RNA from Stylonychia lemnae, 2910 nucleotides. The record is from the annotation of a GenBank genome assembly. Lineage: Eukaryota; Ciliophora; Spirotrichea; Sporadotrichida; Oxytrichidae.
AUGGAUUCAGACAGUUAGUUUUAAUGGUUUGAGUUUGAAACCAAGACUAGAAAGCUUAUCAAAGAUGUCAUGAUCAGUUACGACAUUCAAAUGAAAGAAGAUCAAUCAAGGAUUAUUAGAAUUGAGAAAGAACUAAGGGAUAAUGAGGUUAGACUCAAGGAAAUUGAGUUUUUGCUAUACAAAUCAGAUGAUAAAGAGAGCAGAUUCGAUGAGAUUCACAAAGCUCUCAGCGAGAUGGAAUAAAUGCUUGAAGGAGCAAUACUUAACUAUGAAAAGAUUGACAGACAUCUAAAGGAAUUCAAAUAAGAGAGUUUACACGAGAUUAAGACUAAUUUAGAUGCUCAUACUGAGUUUCUUAAGUAAAAAGGUGAUGAGAUAAGUGUGAUGAAGCUCAAAGUUAUUUAGAUUGAACCAAAAAUUCAAAACCAUGCCAUUGAAAUAAAAAGACUUGAUGAAGUUGAUUAGAAACAGUAACUUAAUAUAAAUGAGAUACUUGAAGAUGUGAAAAACGUACUAAGGGACAAGCUCAACCAGAUAGAAUUUAAUGACUUCAGGGUUGUUAUGGAGAAUCAUAUGAGAGAGCUUACAGAGAACUACGGACUCUAAGUAGAUAGAAUGCUUAAUAAUGAGAACUAUCUAGAAAAGUAUACACCAAUUUAUACCCAGAGAAUGAUCAAUGAAACGCUUGAAUAUGUUGUAAAAAGAACUGAAAAGAAAAAGCUUCUAAAAUUCAACGAGAUCAAGAUGCCAAUGCUUCUGUAGCCUAUAUUUGAUGACUCAGGAAUUCCUAAUCUCCUAUCUUGGCAAAAGAAAUUCCAUCACCAGAUCAUGGAAGGACUCAUUACAGAGCAACAGAAGUUUAUGAAAAAUGCUAUGGGCAAUGAAAAGGAUAGAUAGAAGGCAAAAUGGUAGGUCUAAAGCAAGUAGCCCACUGGCAGUUAAUUACACAACUAUAAAAACUUUCCAGAAAUAAAGGAUGCAAAUAUGGACAAAGAAUCACGGCAGUAGUCAAGAUAUAGGAAGAUGAGUUUCAUUAAUAGAUAGAGUGAGAUGAGCGGAGGUUUCGUCUUUUCAGCAUUAAAUAGAGAUUCAGUUGAAUAGCCUAAUCCAGCAGACUACAAAGGGCCUUAUAAACUUAACAACCCAGAUAUUAAGGGUCUAGAAGAAGAAAGAAAGAAUAUGACUGAGGAUUAAAGAAAGAAAAUUCUAUUGGGUGACCUAUAUAAGGAAGAUUCUCAUUCUGAAGGUGAUAAGGAUAAUGACAAUAAUUUUGAUAAUAUGGAGAUCCCAGAGGAAGACUUCCAGGAUGAUAGCUAUGACUUUGAGCAACAAAUCAAGAAAGAGAUAGAUGAGCUAGUGAACCAAAAGCUGGAAACAUUUGAACUUAGGAUUAAAUACCUUAUUAAUCAGCACGAGUAGUAGUGUAAAGAUGAUUUUAAGAUGUAUGAAGAUCAUGUGAGAGAACAAGUGACUAAAACGACUUAAUAUGUUCAAGAGGUGCAUGCUAAUCACAUUGUAGAAAUUCAGAGUAUGAAAAAAGAGAAAACUGAUUAAACUCUUAUCAAUCAAAUGAUAGUCAAGAAGAUCUAAGGCAUAGAACAGCUCUAAGAAAAAUAAAAGCUACUCAAUGAUUAAUACCAAUAAUUUGUAAUAUAAAGGCAAUUCAUAAAUUUAUAGGGUCAUUGUCUAGAGAAUUUCGUCUCGAUAUUCAAGGCUAUAGAAAUGGCAGAUAAUACAUUUGUUUACAACCUAGAUACUACUAAUGUAAAUUUGGAUAUGGGCAUGAGUUCGAAUUUGUAUACAAUUAGUCAAGAUACAGUUAUUGAGAAUGUAAAUUUAAAUCCAAAGUUUAGCGGCAACAUUCAACAAGUUCAUUAAAGUCAAAGUAAUGGAAACAAUAUUGCUUAAGGCAAUGUAAGUGGAAAUGGAAUAAUAACUUAAAGUUCAAUAUUCUAAGAACAUGGCUCAGGAAAGAAAAACGCUUAGACUUCUACUAUUAACCAUGAUAGAUCAAUAUCUUAGACAUCUAACUUUAAUAUCAGCUAAAAUCAUGAUUAUCACCAGAAUGUUCAUACUCCCUAGCUUGGAAAUUAAAAUCUUAAAGUCAAGAAAAUCAAUACUGACAAGAAUAAGAUGCAUAUUACUGAAGUAAGAUUAAAAUUAUAAAAUAUGAUUUAGAACAUGAUAUCAGCUAUACAUAAUGUAAUGCAGUAGAAGAGAAAUUAUACAAUCUAAAUUACCCAUCAUAAUGGUGACUCGCAUAGACUUCAGAGAAAUGAAUUGAUUCACGAGUAUCAUAAGAUAGAGUUACUUGUUGAACAAGCCUUGAAUCACAUCAAUUUCAUUAAUUAAGGUGAGCAUGCAAGAGUCAUCAAGAAAAAUAUCUUUUAAAUUUCAAAGACAAGGUAGCCUUCCCCCAACACAAGUGAUGAUGAACUCAAUAUAAACAAAAUCAUGGACAAGAAGCUUAAUGAAUCAGUAUUGGUUUAAGGAACUGGGGCAGGAGUUCUAGGACCUUUGAGCUACAUGAAAAUGAAGAAACAGAGUUUGAAAGAGACGAGAAGCAACUUAAACAACACACUAACUUAAAAUAGCACAAUAUCUGAGAGGAGACAGUCCUAGAAUCAGACUAAAAUUAUCAGAAAAGGGCCAAAGGGGCUCUCAAGAAUAGAAGAAAGUGAAAGCAGUCACCAUUAUCACACCCUAGGCGGUAUUAUAUUCCCAUAAACAUCCAAGAAAUAAAAUCCCUAUGGAAUGUUUAACUUUGAGGAUUCCUCUACAAAUAUGCCAACGAUUUAAUCAGGACCUAAUAACCCUGGUAAUAAUACUAUAGUGGUUUAAGAUACAAAUGAUAAGGCAAUUCAAAAUGUCCUCCCUUUCAUAAAUAUGGGAAACAAGAGAAGUGAAUGA